Coregonus clupeaformis (lake whitefish) is the source of this 3249-nucleotide messenger RNA. RefSeq lists its product as uncharacterized. Bases 321 to 3089 code for a protein of 922 amino acids. Lineage: Eukaryota; Metazoa; Chordata; Actinopteri; Salmoniformes; Salmonidae. Gene Ontology annotation, cellular component: mediator complex. Gene Ontology annotation, molecular function: DNA binding; transcription coregulator activity. Gene Ontology annotation, biological process: positive regulation of transcription by RNA polymerase II. The transcript is spliced from 11 exons. The record is from RefSeq and is a predicted model, not a curated record.
AAGAAACACACGCAUCAGUACAAUGCUUAGACAAAGAUUUUUACAACUACACUAAGACAGACAACAGCUUGUCGUGAGUGGAAACGCCAAGCGGAUGCUUCACAUUUAUACAUCCGGUGAAAUAUCUGUCUCAUUGUUCUAUCUGUGGCUUAGCGAUUUCGACGCACAGAUCGGUGUUCCGGUAUCAAACGUAACAUCAGUAGAGAUUACUCAGGCACUAGCUAGUAGUGUAGUUGUAUAAUACAAUUGUGUGUACGAGACUGGUGUUUUGGUGUUCGUAUCCUGUAGUUUCGAUAGAAACGUGCAAUUGGGUGAAGAGAAUGUCAAGGCCACGGUCACGAUCGCCCCACAAUUCUCACAGAGGCAGUCCACGGAGGCAGGAUGGCCGGAGGUUCCCCUGGGAUGACCCAGACUUCGACCCCCAGCAGGUUCUGGCUGACCUGGGCAGGCUGCCCUGGGAGGAGAACCGCAGCCCUGGGGAUCCUCACGAGGACCAGUGGGUCCGCUUCAUGGACGAGAUCCACCCAGAUGGCCACAGAAGACCUAUGCCUAGAGGGAACCUUUGCCCAGAAGGCCACAGAAGACCUCUUUCUCCAGGUCUCCACAGGCCUGACCACCACCUCCCCCCAGAGGACUUCCACCAUCGCAGGACCCCACCGCCCCCUCACGAGCUGGGCUACGCCGAGCGCAGGAGGCUCUCCCCCCAUGAUGGAGGAGGGGGUGACAGAGGACGAGUGAAAGAAGAAUUCCAGAGAUGCGAAGGAGAGAGGCCGCCCCACUCCCCGCAGAGGCUACCCAGAGAGAGGCUGCCAUCACUGGCCCCGCAGCACCCUCACUACAGUCCUAGCCACCACCAGAGAGAAGAGAGGGACCAAAGCCAUGGGAGGUCCAGGGACCGCAGCCCCAGGGAGAGGGUUCAGGGUGGGGGGAAGUGGGAGAGGAGGGGUGGGGGUGGAGAUUUUUCCGGUUCCUAUAGAGACAGGAGGAAAGACGACAUGCAAAGAGAGCGGAGCACCAUCUCUGACCGGAACCGGAGGGAAACUGUUGAAGCGGUGAAUCCUGGGUACAGGAGGGAGACAGAGUUUAGGGAGCGCCGCCCCUCGUUGGAGAUGCCCCGGGAAGGGUACGACGGAGGAAGGCCACUGGGGUGCAGUGGCCCCUCAGGGGGCCAUGAUGGCCAGGGGCCUGGAACCCUCAUCGUGGAGCAUGACCAUGGUAUAAUGAACAGCGGGGAGCCAGAACCGUACUACAACCACAAGGGCCCCGACCGCAACCGGAGCCACAGCCACGACCGAUUCGGUCACCAUCAUAACCGGGUCGGAGCCUCUGAGGAGCGGUUCAGGAAGUCAGGCAGCAGAUCCAAUACCAGAGAGGAGUCCAGGGGCCGGCCUGCACAUGAGGAGAGGAGGGGCCCUGUCCAUGAGGAGAGGAGGGGCCCUGUCCAUGAGGAGAGGAGGGGCCCUGUCCAUGAGGAGAGGAGGGGCCCUGUCCAUGAGGAGAGGAGGGGCCCUGUCCAUGAGGAGAGGAGGGGCCCUGUCCAUGAGGAGAGGAGGGGCCCUGUCCAUGCGGAGAGGAGGGGCCCUGUCCAUGCGGAGAGGAGGGGCCCUGUCCAUGCGGAGAGGAGGGGCCCUGUCCAUGAGGAGAGGAGGGGCCCUGUCCAUGCGGAGAGGAGGGGCCCUGUCCAUGAAGAGAGGAGGGGCCCUGUCCAUGAAGAGAGGAGGGGCCCUGUCCAUGAGGAGAGGAGGGGCCCUGUCCAUGAAGAGAGGAGGGGCCCUGUCCAUGAAGAGAGGAGGGGCCCUGUCCAUCAAGGGAGGAGAGAGCCUACACACAACGAGAGCAGAGGGACUAUACAUGAGUCCAGAAGAAGCCCUAACCGUCAGGGGAGCGCCAUCCCCAUAGGCUUCCAGGAUAGAGGUAGUCCCACAGAUCCCAAGGCCAGAAACAGUGCAUUCUGUGGGGCGAGGGGGGUCCCAGCCCGGGGUGGCAAGAGACAGAUGGGGCCCUCCAGGAACCAACCUCUCCUCCAGGGACAGCAGGGGUACGGACCCCGGGAUGCCAACACCCAGCACUCCCUUCCGGAGCACCAGCGGUACCAACCCAGAGGAGGCAACUGGGACAUGGAGCCCAGAAUGGAGGAGCCCGGCUGGGCAGAGGAGCGCGACAUGGAGCAGGACCGGGGACCAGGGCCGCGAGGAGGCCGGCCGCCAGCACGGGGCAGGAUGGGACCCAGGAAACCUCAGCUUAGAGAUCUCAAUCCCAACUGGAACCAGCAUCAGAACGACAUGGCAAUGCCUCGCAUAGGCGCCGGCAAGGAGGAGACACUCACCAUCAAAGUGGACAUGAAGCGCACCAUGGGCCAGAAUAGCCAGCUGUGCUACUCUUCAGACCGCCAGCUGUCGUUGGAUCUGGUCAACGUGGGCCGCAGGCGCCUCGACUUCCUACCCAUGCUAGAGCAUUCUGGGACGUACCGGGAGUCCACAAUGCACUCUGGGACUUUUGCCCAGGAGAUCAUCACCCUGGUGCACCAGGUGAAAGAGCAUUACUUUAGGGGUGAUGGUGUAACGCUGACUGAGCGUUUCUGUGGUGCCCAAGAUGGAGGUCUGCCUGAGGAGGAGCAGGAGGAAGAGAGGCCUACUCUGAACAGGCGGUUCAACAUGAGUCUGUCAGAGCCUGAUAUGGAACCUCUCUUCUCCAAAGUUGGCCGCAUGCAGAGGCAGCAGCAGGUGGUGAGUGACCCAGGAGACCUGAGACAUGACCUGGAGAGGAGGAGACUGGAGAGGCUGGAGGGGGUGAAGGUCACCAUCCCUGGAGGCAGGCUCUCACAGUGCCCCCUGGCUGCCGGGAGUGACCAUCACGAAGAGUAUGGUAGUGAGGAAGAGGAGGUUCAGGAGGAAGAGGAGGGCUUCUCUUCAGGCUGGCCAGGCCUACCACAGAGAGGAGGGAGGUGGCCUGGAGAGAUGAGGAGAGGAGGCAUGGUUAGACAAAACAUGGGCGGCCAGCUGAGGAACAACCGGCCUCCUAAUUGCCCCGGCAACCAUCCUGGACCAAUGAAACAACAGAACCGCAGUAUUAACGGUGCCAACUGGUGAAUGGACUCUUGGAUGGAGCCAGGGGUUAUGUGAGGUUAGCUGUUAAGGUCAGAGGAGUGACCGGGCCAGCUCUAUACACUGAAUAUUCAAAAGUAUGUGGACACCCCUUCAAAUUAGUGGAUUCAGCUAUUUCAGCCACACCCGUUGCUGACAGGUGUAU